AUUCUCUCCAACCGAGAAGGUUCAUGUUUAAAGACUGAUUUGUUUUGCAGUGAAGAGGUUUGUGUUCUUCAGUUUGGUCAUUUUUUAAAAACAACAUUAAUGUACUUCUCUCUUUGGAGUGUUUUAUUGAGCAAAUCGAAUGUCUUUAGGUUGUCUCAGGCUGGCUGUGAGCCGUGCAGUGAGAGCCUCGUGUUCCUCCACAAUCCCAGUGACGCUCCUCCUCCUGUAUAAACCCCAGUACAGCAGAACCACAUGGAGUUACCUGGGUAUAAAGCUCCAGCAGUGGACGUUGUUCUCCACCGUAGCAGGUGACGAUGGAGACGCUACCGACACUAACGAACCACCGGAAGGGAAGAAGAAGAAGAAAAAACAGGACCCAAAAGCUCGAAUAACUAUCAGUAGUGUGGGCAGGAAGAUCCACCAGCGGCACCUGCUCCUGCUGGAUGAGGAGGGCGAGAGCCUGGGGACCGUGCACCGGGCCGACGCCCUGAGGCUCAUGGAUGAAAAAGGGCUGAAGCUCGUGCCUGUGAACGAGAAGGCAGAGCCACCAGUGUACCGGCUCAUGAGCGGGAAACAGAUUCACGAGGAGCAGAUGAAACUGCGGGAGAAACAGAAAACCAAGGCGACAGGUGUCGUCCAGGUGAAGGACCUGACUCUGUCCUCUGAUAUCGCGCUACACGACCUGGACACAAAACUGAAACAAGUCACGAGCUGGCUGGAGAAAAAGCACCACGUGAGACUGAUGCUGAAGCCGAGACGAGACCAGAGUGACCAGGCGCUGGACUCGAUCCUGGACGAGAUGGUAGGGAGAAUACCGGCUCCGCUCGGCUUCGUCAACAAACCCAAACUCAUCCGCGAGGGUCGAGCGGCCAGCUGCGUCCUGCGUCCUCCAUCUGCUAAAGAGCUGCAGGCGCAGGGGACGCGCCCCGCAGCACACACUUCCUCAGACUCCCCCAAAGCAAACCCUGAGAAACAGGAAUCUCCACCCGAGCUGGACAGAGACUCUCAGCAGCAGUGAUUUGAUGAGGAUGAAGUGUUUCUCUCACACACACUCAGGUGGAGUCAAUGAUCACAACCAAAACGGUCCAUUUAAAAACUUUAGCGAGAUCAGGAAGGAAGCUGAAGGGACUCCGAUCCUGACCAACCUCCUGACUUACCUGUUCUUGGGGAACACAUUUUCACGGUCAAUCGUUUUUCCAGACAUUUUCCAGGCACACUGCUAUAGCAGCUGACCGUUUGCCCGACUCUGGGGUAGAUGAAGUUAUGAGUAAAUAAUUGAAUGCAAA
Molecule: messenger RNA, 1286 nt
Organism: Hemibagrus wyckioides
Lineage: Eukaryota; Metazoa; Chordata; Actinopteri; Siluriformes; Bagridae
Gene: mtif3
Product: mitochondrial translational initiation factor 3
Exons: 4
Coding region: 140-1018 (292 amino acids)
Biological process (GO): mitochondrial translational initiation; ribosome disassembly
Cellular component (GO): mitochondrion
Molecular function (GO): translation initiation factor activity; ribosome binding
Source: RefSeq, a predicted model, not a curated record